Messenger RNA from Thrips palmi, 2966 nucleotides. RefSeq names its product netrin-A-like. The transcript is spliced from 4 exons. Gene Ontology annotation, molecular function: protein binding. NCBI's taxonomy places the organism in Eukaryota, Metazoa, Arthropoda, Insecta, Thysanoptera, Thripidae. The record is from RefSeq and is a predicted model, not a curated record. The coding region runs from base 1 to 786 and encodes 261 amino acids.
AUGGUGGCGAGGUGGUGGUGUGGUCGGCGAGGUGGUGUGGUCGGCGAGGUGGUGGUCCGCGAGGUGGUGGUCGGCGAGGUGGUGGUCGGCCAGGUGGUGGUCGGCAAGGUGGAGGUCGGCAAGGUGGUGGUCGGCGAGGUGGUGGUCGGCGAGGUGGUGGUCGGCAAGGUGGAGGUCGGCGAGGUGGAGGUCGGCGAGGUGGUGGUCGGCAAGGUGGAGGUCGGCGAGGUGGUGGUCGGCGAGGUGGUGGUCGGCAAGGUGGUGGUCGGCGAGGUGGUGGUUGAUCAGUGCGGCAAGUGCCAGAUCAGCACGAAGAGGCUGAACCAACGCAAGUACUGCAGGCGAGACUACGCGGUGCUGGUGCAGGUGCUGUCCAGGGAGGACCCCAUGCCCGCCCCCAACGACCCGGACAUGGACGCGGACGAGCCCGACGACUCGGACGAGGACGAGGACUACGUGGACCCGGAGCGCGACGACGAGGACGACGACAGUGGCGGCGGCGAGGACUGGGUGCCGUUCCGCGUCACGGUGGACACGGUCUUCAAGAAGCCCGGCAUCCAGUCGCGGCUCAAGAAGGGGCCGUCCUCGCUGUGGGUGCGCGCCGCCGACCUGGCCUGCAAGUGCCCCAAGAUCAAAGUCAACAAGUCGUACCUGAUCCUGGGCAACGAGGGCGAGGGCCUGGGCGCGGGGCUCACCAUCACGGAGCACUCCAUCGUCAUCGAGUGGCAGAAGGACUGGUCCAGUCGCCUGCGCCGCUUCCAGCAGCGCUCGCGGUUCUGCGUGUGAAGCGGCACCGCCUCCAGCGCGCCGUGCCGCCUCCACUCCUUCCUGGCGCGUUUCCGUUCUGUGCUUUCGACGCCCCACCCGGAAAAAAGACUGCUGUGGUGAUCAACUUCGAAAGACUGAGUUCGAUAACCGCAAUCGAAAAUCCGGUACAUGCAGCCAGAAGCUUGUUCACCCCGAAAAAUUGACUUCUUGGAUUUAAAAAAAAAUAUAUAAUGUUUCUUGUUUCUUUUAAGAAAUGGUUUUUGAUCCAAACUUUUUUCUUCUUGUGUGAAGAAAAAUUUUCUUGUGUCAAGAUGUCUUUUCUUUAAAAAAGUGAAAAUGUAAAACAAGAAACCAUUUUUUCUGUGGGUUAAAUGACGACGACUGUCCUCUUAAAAAUUUUCAGUCUUGGCUACCAGCUUUUGGCUGUGAGUACCGGAUUUUCGAUUGCGGCUGUCGAAUUCAGCCUAUCGAACAAAUUUGAUCACUACAACCUAGUUUUUUUUUUUGGUUGCAGGGGUGCGAGUUCUUAAAGUUUCUCCGUAUCAUUUUCUGUUAACUUUUGCCAAGCAUAAGACGAAACUAAAAUAAAAAUACCGUAGCUCUCGAAACAAUUAAGAGCCGUUGUGGCAAUUCAAUGUUCUGGGUGAUGAUGUCAAGAUCAUAGCUUUGUUUCAAUGGAGAUGCGGUUGUAUCGAGCGCUGCUCAGUUUUUGGGGUGUGUUUGUUUUGUUAACACAAUGGUUCAUUUCUUGUUGAUUUCGGAAAGUGGAAGGGGAGUGACCGUGUCGCCGCGAAGUGGAAACCGAGCGAUUUUAUUUAGACUUUGACGUGUACCUGUUCUGCGUGCCAAAGUCGCAAACACGCCGAGUCACGACGGGGAGAGUGGAAGCUUCCCAGCUUACUUCAAUGCAUAUGGAUCUGACAACACCUUUCUGCGUUUUCCGCAAUCAAACGGACGUUUAAUUCAGUGUGAUCCGAGCCGGGGCGUGCAAUCGUCCAUUCGCGUCUCCCGAUAAAAAAUGAAAGUAAUAACAAAAGUGUCCCAAGGUGUUUGACGCGACGAAGUAAUACUUUUGCGACAUUGACUCUUCGGAUUCGCAAGAGAGCGAAACGACUUUGAAGCAACAACAACAAAUUUAACAGUACUUUGAUCUUUGACGCUUUUGUAGACUCGGAUGAUGAGGUUCCUCAAUUUCUCCGGCGUUUCGGGCGUUUGACUAAAUGUAAAUACGACUGACGAAGCCGGACACAUGACCCGGCGCACCUCCACGGAGCAGGAUGAGUUUGUAUGAUAGUGCCUAGGUGUAGAACCUUCACGAGCGUUUUUCGCUUAGCUCUGUUCCUAUAACUUAUUAUCAUUGUUCUAGAUCAUUAGAUUAAUAUUUAAAUAUUAUUAUUACUAUUAUUGUGCUUUGUAGAAAGUGGGCCACUCCUUGUUCGGUCAGGUGGCAGGAAUACCAAAACUUCGUUAUAGUUGUAAAGGAGUGAUUCCUCGGUAUGUAGUUUUUUUUCCAAAUCCCCUUUCUCACUUUUUCAACAGCGGUUUUCUAAAAAAAGAAAAAAAGAUGGUAUCUAAAACAUUUCAAAGAACCUUCCAUUUGGCAAUAAACCCACCGAUACCAUUCUUGAUGACAUAUCUGAUGCAGGUUACAGGCACAUUCAAAAAUACAAGAGUUUUGUUUAUUCUAAUCUAAGAGAAAGCACUAAAAGAUAAAGUGAUAACCUGAUUAUAUUAAGUUGUUUAUGCAUAUCGUUUAUAGUUGACAGUAAACUCGAAAAGGAGCAGGGCCGACGCAGUUGUGUUUAUCAGUAAUUCGUGCGACUGUGCGACCCUCUAUCCGUUUUGUUUAUAAUUCUUUUUUUCGUAUUUUUGUUAUCUGUGAUACGCUAUUGUGUAGCCUGUGAGAAACGAGCCCUGUGCGUAAAGAGUUCUUUUUCUUAAGGAGCAAGCAAAGAGCACCUUGCAAGUUUUGCAAGGUGAAGGCACCACGCACUAUGGCACUGAUGGCGUGACGAAACAUGGCCAAAGACGAUGAGUCAUCCUUUUAAGUUAUGUCACGAUACUUUAUCUAUUUACUAUGUGGUUAGGGUCUGUUGUAACGUUUUAACCUGUGACGCUUCAAGACAUGUAAUGCGGUAACUUCUCUAUUAUUACUCUUGCUACUAUUGAUAUUAUCGCCAAUAAACUGACUGUACUUA